This is a messenger RNA of Trematosphaeria pertusa, 1532 nucleotides long. RefSeq lists its product as uncharacterized. Gene Ontology annotation, biological process: secondary metabolite biosynthetic process. The coding region runs from base 462 to 1262 and encodes 266 amino acids. Lineage: Eukaryota; Fungi; Ascomycota; Dothideomycetes; Pleosporales; Trematosphaeriaceae. The transcript has 2 exons. The record is from RefSeq and is a predicted model, not a curated record. Gene Ontology annotation, cellular component: nucleus; cytoplasm.
UCAUCCACCCUCCACCCACGUCAUUUCCAGCUUACACUACGUUUCAUAUUCUUCGAAACGAAACAUUUUUAAAGGUGUACCUUGUGUAUUCACAAGAGCUCCCCGAAUUGCAUCUUUCUUAGCGAGUAACGGAGUUCCUCCGAUAACCGGCCGCGUUUCUUGGAUGAAGAAGAAAGAGCAAGGAAUUCAAACAAGACUUCGCCGUAGAGCUAGGUGAUAUCGACGACCCGAACCUAACUCGACAAAGAGGAAAUACGACGAAACAGGGCAGGGUACCCUCUUGCACCAGAGAAGGUUCUUGCACAAGAUAAAGAUUCCUUAUCAAUUCCGCUCGGAAGGCACCAUCCAUCGACGACAUCCUUCACAUACGGUCCCACGGGAGAAGUCGCGGCAAUUCACGUCGUCGCUACUAACGGCGCGGAUAUCGCGUAUAUUACUUGCAAAGGGACCCAGGCUUCGACAUGGCAGAGGCUUCCAAACCUACAAUCCUAGCCUUCCACGGCUCUGGCAGCAAUACCACGAUCCACACCGUCCAACUAGCCCGGCUGAACCGCCUUCUAAAACCGCACUUUAAUAUCGAAGUACUCGAAGCACCCUUCCCCUCCGCCGCCGGACCCGGCAUCCUGCCCUUCUUCGAAGGCUGCGGGCCCUUCAAGCGCUGGAUCCCGCCGGCGGAAAAACUCAGCAUCUCGGGCAUGAAAGCAGGCGAAGCGUCGCCGCACAUGCCGGCGGCCGUCGAAGAGCUAAUCGCCUCCACCGUGCCCAGCAUCACCCGCGCUCAGGGCGGCAAGGGGAAGGUCGUUGGGCUGAUUGGCUUCAGCCAGGGGACGCGCGUGGUCGCGGGGCUGCUCAAGGGCGCGGAGAUCUGUCGAGCGCUGGAAGCUGCUGGGGAGGACGUCUCGCAGAUCGGAUGGCUGGGUUUUGAGUUCGCUGUGUCGGUGUGCGGAUCGUAUCCGCCGGCUUUGAUUCCGCCGGCUGUGUCUGCUGCUUUGGCGUCCUCAUCGCUAUCUGGGGAGCAGCAGAAAGAGUUGGUAGAGAGCAGGGUUAGCAUUCCGACGCUACAUAUCCAGGGCAGGGAAGACGAGUGGGCGUGGGCAGGGAAGCUGUUAAUUGAGGGUGUGUAUGAGGAAGGGGAAGGGAAGAGCGAGGUAAGAGAGUUGGCCAUGGGGCAUCAUUAUCCGGUGUUGCAGGAGGAUAGUGAGGGGAUUAGGGAGUGGGUCUUAGACACGUAUCGGAGGACUGCGGAGAGAGAGAAGCGGUAGAACCUAGAGGACCUGAUUGCAAAACGGACGGAAGAACGUGAAUGAGCAGUACAAGAGCACAAGGAGUUAAAGUUAUAAAUCGAGCUCUGUUAGCUAUUGCUACAAGCUGAACGGUGCUCCGGAUCCGCCAACCAUGUUACGCUUCCUACUGUCCAGCGCUUAAACACUACGAAACAACAAGCACAGAAUACAUAACAAGGGUAUCGUAGUCGCCUCAUCCCAUCAUCGUCAACCUCUUGUUGCCACCUUGCUCACGUCCUCUGGUCUCGU